Messenger RNA from Blepharisma stoltei, 1551 nucleotides. The record is from the annotation of a GenBank genome assembly. NCBI's taxonomy places the organism in Eukaryota, Ciliophora, Heterotrichea, Heterotrichida, Blepharismidae.
AUGUCUAAAGAUCCAGAUGUCCUUGCAGCUGCUAACUUAGGAAUUCACGUAAGAGGUACAGCAAAAGCUAAAGAACUUUCUGAAAGUCCUCAGCCACUACUAAAACAGCCAGGUUCUUCAAGACUUACCCACGCUUUAUUCUGUUCAUCUAUUUUAAUCCUCAAUUUUGAUACAGGUAUAGUUCCCGCUUCACUAUUUAAAAUUACUCAAGAAAUAGACAUGACCUUUCAGCAACAAGCUGCUAUAGGCUCUCUUGUCUUUUUAGGAAUUUGUGUAGGCUCAUUAGUAGUCACGUCUGUAUUCCAGCAAUUUUCUGCUCAAAAAAUUUUGUCAUGUGUAAUGCUAUUAAAUGCAAUAUCAGCUGGGGUAUUUUCAGUAUCAUCAAAUUUGUAUAUUCUCUAUAUAACAAGAUUUAUUAUGGGAUUCACUAAAUCAUUUUUUGUUAUUUAUGGACCUGUAUGGGUUAAUGAAUUUAGUCCUCCAGAAAGCUGCACAAAAUGGCUUGCUGCUUUGCAAGCUUCUUCUACAUUAGGAAUUAUAAUCGGCUACGUAAUGGCUGGUGUGAUUAUCAACAUUCUCUAUGACUAUGGUACAUGGAGAACUGCUAUUCAAAUCCAAGUGGUAUUUCUAAUCCCCUUGCUCCUUUGGCUGAGAGCUACAUAUUACAAAAACAUUGAUAUCAUUGAUACAACAGACUUCCGGAAAACCACAACUUUAGUUUCUCCAGGCGACCGCCCUACAGGGGAAAGCAAAUUUGUAAGAAUGGAUACUGUGAAUAUUAGUCAUUUAUCAAGCUAUAUGCAGCAGCUUAAAAUGCUAUUUUCAAACUCUUUGUUUAUUUUUAUUACACUUUCUUUAUGCUCGCUUUGUUUUGUAGUUACAGGCAUACAAUACUGGAUAACUUUAUAUUUAAUACAAGUGCUGAAUUCAAAUCCUGCAGAAGUCGUCUUAUUGUUUUCAAUUAUUUGUACGACUGGGCCAAUGUCUGGAGUUAUGUUUGGAGGGUGGCUUUCAGAUCAUAUGGGAGGCUAUAAAGGUGAAAAUUUAAUAACGGCUGUCGAGCUCUGUGUGAUUUUUUCACUAUUCGCAUCAGUGUUUUCUAUUUCAAUUGGGUUUGUAGGGACACUCAAUUAUGUUUGCCCUUUGUUAUGGAUUAUGAUGUUUUUUGGGGGCGCUUUAUUUCCUACAGCGACAGGAAUCAAUAUAAAUUCAUUAUCAAGAGAAUACCAAUCUUCAGCUAGCUCUUUUUCACAAUUAGCCUUCAAUUUAGGCUCAUAUUUCGCCCCAGUGAUAUCAGCGACUGUUAUGGAUUACUAUGAAGAUCCUAUUGAAGGGCUAAGAUGGGGAUUCAGGACUGUUCUUUUUGCAAGCACUUUAGGAGUCGUUUUCUUACUAGUGGCAUGGAUUAUUUGCAGUGCAAGGCAUGGAAGGAAAGGAGAGUAUAAUGAUUUCGAUGAAGAAAAAGAUGUGGUGGGUGAAUUGAAAAAUUACUCUAAUAAUGAGUACAAAAAUGAAAUACUCUUAAGAAGACUUCACUCUUACAGCUUUUAA